Molecule: messenger RNA, 843 nt
Organism: Babjeviella inositovora NRRL Y-12698
Lineage: Eukaryota; Fungi; Ascomycota; Pichiomycetes; Serinales
Exons: 1
Source: RefSeq, a predicted model, not a curated record
UACUUCCGCGAGAAUCAUCUCUUCUGGGAUCUCUUGAACCACGGCCACCACACGUCGGGUUUGUUUGUGUCUACGUUCCUUGAGAAGUAUGAGCGACACCAGGUGAUUUCGCACUUGCACCGCGCGUGGUUCGAGUUCUGCCGCAUGUCCGGAAUCAUCACGUGGAUGUCGUAUGGGAACUUGAUUGGCUGGCGCUACAUGGGCUACAACUUAAUCUAUGAUAACGAUAUUGACGUGCAGAUGCCGAUUACAGAGCUCCACCGCUUGGGUCGUGACUACAACCGCACGCUCAUCAUAGAGGACCCGCGUUUUGGUAACGGUAAGUUCUAUCUUGAUAUAAACACGUGGAUCGCCAGGGGCUCACAAACCAAUGCUAUCGACGGCCGUUUCCUUGAUACCCGCACCGGCACCUACAUUGAUCUCUCCGGCUUGACCUACAAGGGUUCUGACAAGCACGCGCCGGACAAGUUCUACGCGAACAACGACGAGAAAAAGACCAGACCGGCCGUUGUCGACCACAACAACAACUGGUUCUUGGAGGAUCAGAUCUCGCCGCUCCGUCUCACGUUGUUCGAGGGUACCCAGUCAUAUAUCCCAGCCAAGAGCGAGGAGAUCAUGACCAUCAAGUAUGGCCCGAACUCGUACACCCAGAAGAACUUCAAUGGCAAUAACUUCCAGGAGGACAUUGGCCAGAUGGUUAGCGAUGGUGACUGCAAGGGGCCGCCGGCCACCCGCUGGGCCAACGAUCCGGAGCAUGAGAAGAUGACCCUUGCAGGCGCCUGUGGCAAUCCGUUUAUCUUAAACGAGUGGAACCAUUCGAAAAAGUUCUACAAGCUCCACCAG